AGCCCGGCUGCCCGCGGCAGCACAAGGCAACGGGGCUGUGGGCGCCGCCCUUCUCCAGGCGCAUCAUCUCUCGGCCGUGACUAGACUCGCAGGGCCGCCGCCGGCCCGCACCACCAGCCGCCAAGAUGUGCGACUGCUUCCACGUGGUGCUGCCCACCUGGCCCGGAGCCCCCGGCAGUGCGUCCGGUCGACAGCUGCAGCAGCAGGACCCAGGGGCUGAGACUGAAGAGGACCAUUCUGUGACCGAAGGGCCUGUGGGUGAGAUCAUUCGGCCAAGGCCGCAGGGGUCCUCACCUGUUUAUGAAUACACAGUUGAAGGUGCUGGCUUCGGAGCCCAGGAAAGCAACCAGGGCAGGCGCAGCUCCUCUGGCAGACGGAGAUCCUGGUGGAAAAGGGAUUCAGGGGAAUCCACAGCUUUCUCCAGCAUGAGUCACCCAGAGACUAUGCAGGAGGCAACAGAAGUGACCCUGAACACUGAGGUAGAGGCCGGAGCCAGUGGCUACACUGUCACAGGUGGAGGGGACCAGGGGAUCUUUGUCAAACAAGUGCUGAAAGACUCCUCUGCUGCAAAACUAUUCAGCCUGAGAGAAGGGGAUCAACUUCUCAGUGCAACCAUAUUCUUUGACCACAUGAAAUAUGAAGAUGCUCUUAAGAUCCUUCAGUACUCAGAACCAUACAAAGUGCAGUUCAGAAUCAAACGGAAGCUCUCUGCCAGCAAGGGAGAGGAGUCAGCCAUUCUGCAUUCUCAGCAAGGCUUGAAAAGCCAGGAAAAGCAGGACAAGGACACUGCUGAUGGAUACAUGGAGACCCCUACAAAGACACUAGAGGUAGAUGGAGACCGAGAAAGGCUUAUUUCUAAGUCCAGGGACGGUCACCAGAGGCGUCCCCAGGACAGACUCUCCUGGCCGAAAUUUCAAGCCUUAGGGAGCAAGCGGGCAUCAGGUCCCCGACGCUCACACAGUUCCUCAGAAGCCUCAGAGCAAAGGGACACACAUGAAGUGUCCCCCACAAGCACAGACACAGAGGCCCAGCUGACAGCUGACAGCCAGGAGCAGAAGUCAGGGACAAGACGACGAAGAAGGAAGUUCCUGAACCUGAGAUUUGGGAUGCGCUCAGGGCAGGGCGCAAAUAUAACUGAGCAGAUAGGCAGAGAGCCACAGGACAGGCGCGGUCAUGCUGGACUGCUGGAAGAGUCCCAGUUACAGGAGGAUGAGACACAGGCAUCUGGGUUCACGUCUGCUCUAUCUACACAGAUGCCCACGAACCUCAGUCAUUCCGACUUGGAAAAAGAAGGCCCUGGAGAAAUGGUGGUGAAAUCAGACAAACAUCAAAGGAAGAAAAAGCAGUUGGCAAAACAAGACAAGGAGAAGACAUUUAGCCAGCACAGAGCGGAGCCUGCCCCAGGAAGCAGCUGGGAUGGCGAAUGGGAGAUAGUGGAAAGUCUGGAGAUGGGCAUUGCAAGACUGUCCCUGCAAGACAAACCUGACCAAGGCAGCACACAGCUUGCACUGUGCAACUCAAAAACCCCAGAAACUGGGUUUUCAAAAAAAAACACAAAAGAGACCAAAAAAGGAAGUAAAGAAGUUGGAAUAGGGGAAAAGGAAAGGAGAGAAACAGUAGACAGGGGCAGAAAAGACAGGCAAGUGCCAGCAGAAUCACAAGGAAGAACGGGACAUGCUACAGAAAAAGGAAAGGAAGGAAGAGCAGGCUGGGAGAGCGAACAGGAGAAGAAAGACACAGAACAGGUCACACAGACAGGACAAAUAAAGGUGAAGAUGCCGAAGUUCAGGAUACCAUCCUUUGGAUGGUCUCCAACUAAGGAGGCAGUAACACAGAAGAGGGAGAGAAAAGAGGUGAGCACAGAGGACAAUGAGACACUGGACGAAGAAAAACGGAGAGAGGAACCAGAGAAAAAGGAAAGGGAAUGUAACGAAGACAGACAGACAACAGACAAAACACAGAGCAGAAAAGCUACACAGGCAUUGUACACAGAAUCAGACAUUGGAGACAAUGGCGGGGAAAACUCAGAAAAAGAAAUAAGCUUCAAGAUGACCAAGCUCAAGGAACCAUCCUUUUGUGAGAAUCCACCAGGCAAAAAUGGCACACAGGCAUCGAUGGUGGUGCAAACAUGCAAGAUGGAAGCAGAGGUGUCCCUGCCCUCCGUGGAGGGGUGA
Microtus ochrogaster (prairie vole) is the source of this 2174-nucleotide messenger RNA. RefSeq names its product AHNAK nucleoprotein 2 (gene Ahnak2). The record is from RefSeq and is a predicted model, not a curated record. Gene Ontology annotation, biological process: regulation of RNA splicing. NCBI's taxonomy places the organism in Eukaryota, Metazoa, Chordata, Mammalia, Rodentia, Cricetidae. Gene Ontology annotation, cellular component: nucleus; costamere; cytoplasm. Gene Ontology annotation, molecular function: protein binding. Bases 126 to 2174 code for a protein of 682 amino acids. The transcript has 8 exons.